AUGGCGCUCAAGCGGAGCUCGUCGGCCCCGCCGGUCCGGAUUUAUCCUCCGCGGCUUUCCCUCUUGCUGCUGGUGCUGGUGCCCGUGAUGCUUUCGGCGGCGGCGUCCGCUUCUUCCCGGGCCGCCUACCCUCGCUUCUCGCCCUUCUUCUUCCUUUGCACCCACCACGGGGAGUUGGAAGGGGACGGCCAGCAAGGCGAGGUGCUCAUCUCUCUCCACCUGGCAGGGAACCCCACUUUCUACGUGCCGGGACAGGAAUAUCACGUGACUAUUUCAACAAGCACCUUUUUUGAUGGCAUAUUGGUCACAGGACUUUAUACAUCUACCAGUGUUCAAAUUUCGCAAAGCAUUGGUGGGUCCAGUGCAUUUGGAUUCGGAAUAAUGUCUGAUCACCAAUUUGGGAAUCAAUUCAUGUGCAGCGUGGUUGCAUCGCACGUCAGCCACCUUCCAACCACAAAUCUCAGUUUUGUUUGGAUUGCUCCUCCUGCAGGAACAGGCUGCGUGAAUUUUAUGGCAACUGCUACUCACAGAGGUCAAAUUAUAUUCAAGGAUGCCUUAGCCCAGCAGUUGUGUGAACAAGGAAGUCCAACAGAAGCUCCCUUCCAUCCUCUUUUAGCUGAGAUGCACAGCAACAGCAUCAUAUUACGGGAUGAUUUUGAUUCUUAUCACUUGCAAGGAUUGAAUCCUACGAUGUGGUUUGAAUGCAGCAACUGUGAGGUUGGAGACCAGUGCGGUGUCAUCAUGCACGGGAGCGCUGUCACUUUUUGUGAGCCAUACGGGCCAAGAGAACUAAUUACCAAUGGCCUUAACACAACAACAGCUUCUGUGCUCCAAUUUUCAAUAGGGUCAGGUUCGUGCCGUUUUAGUUACUCCGAUCCAGACAUAAUUGUCUCCUAUUCGAAGAAUAAUUCAGAAGAUUGGAUUCAACUGGAGAAAAUUAGAGCUCCUUCUAAUGUCAGCACCAUCAUCCACAUUCUGUAUCUCCCCGAAGAAGCCAAAGGAGAAAAUAUUCAAUUUCAGUGGAAGCAGGAAUAUGUACAUGUGGGUGAAGUGUACGAAUCCUGCUGGGCGUUGGACAAUAUCUUGAUCAUCAAUGCAGCUCACAGACAAAUUGUUUUAGAAGACAACCUUGAUCCUGUGGAUACGGGAAACUGGCUGUUUUUCCCUGGAGCCACGAUUAAGCAUAGCUGUCAGUCAGAUGGAAAUGUCAUUUACUUCCACGGGACUGAAGGCAGCGAGUUAAAUUUUGCCACCACACGUGACGUGGACCUCUCCACUGAAGACGCGCAGGAGCAGUGGGCUGAAGAAUUUGAGAGCCAGCCAAAAGGGUGGGAUAUAUCUGGAGCAGUCAUCGGCACCGAAUGUGGGACCUUGGAAUCGGGUUCAUCCGCCGUGUUCCUCAGAGAAGGAGAGAGAAAACUAUGCACUCCAUAUAUGGACAUGACAGGUUAUGGAAAUCUGAGGUUUUACUUCAGCAUGGGGGGAAGCUGUGACACUGGAGAAGCUCAUGAAAAUGAUGUCUUAUUAUACGCAAAAAUUGAAGGAAGAAAAGAUCACAUAACCCUUGAUGCAAUGACCUAUGCUUCCCACAGGAGUCCCUCUUUGGUCUCAGUUGUCAUCAGUCCAGAACUUCAGACUCCGGCAACCAAAUUCUGCCUCAAGCAGAAGAACCACCAGGGACGGAACAGGAAUAUCUGGGCUGUCGAUUACUUCCAUGUCUUGCCAGUCCUUCCUUCUACUGUUACACAUAUGAUCCAGUUUUCCAUUAACUUGGGCUGUGGAACCCAUCAACCAGGCAACAGUGUUAGUUUGGAAUUCUCCACCAACCACGGACGUUCUUGGUCAUUACUUCACUCUGAAUGUUUGCCAGAGACAUGUUCUGGAUCCCAUCUUCCCCAUAGCACUGUCUAUGCAUCCGAAAACUACAGUGGGUGGAACCGUAUAACUAUUCCCCUUCCAAAUGCAGCCUUAACCAGAGAUACCAGAAUCCGAUGGCGACAAACUGGAUCGGUUCUUGGAAACAUGUGGGCAAUUGACAGCAUUUACAUUGGUCCAUCUUGUCUCAAAUUCUGCUCAGGGCGAGGUCAAUGCACGAGAAACGGUUGCAAGUGUGACCCUGGCUUUUCAGGCCCUGCCUGCGAAAUGGCCUCUCAAACUUUUCCAAUGUUUAUCUCGGAAAGUUUCAGCAAUGCCAGGCUCUCCUCCUAUCACAACUUUUACUCUAUCCGUGGUGCUGAAGUCAGUUUCGGCUGCGGAGUGCUAGCAAGUGGCAAAGCCCUGGUUUUUAACAAGGAUGGAAGACGUCAACUCAUCACGUCAUUCUUCGACAGCUCCCAAUCAAGAUUCCUCCAGUUUACUUUGCGACUCGGCAGCAGAUCUGUUCUGAGUACUUGCAAAGCACCCGACCAGCCUGGAGAAGGUGUUUUGUUGCACUAUUCGUACGACAAUGGGAUUACGUGGAAACUUCUGGAACAUUACCCCUAUCUCAACUAUCACGAGCCAAGAAUAAUUUCCGUGGAAUUGCCAGAAGAUGCAAGACAGUUUGGCAUUCAGUUCCGGUGGUGGCAACCAUACCAUUCUUCUCAAGGCGAAGAUGUUUGGGCCAUUGAUGAAAUCAUUAUGACCUCCGUGCUUUUCAAUAGCAUUAGCCUGGACUUCACCAACUUGUUGGAAGUUACUCAGUCCCUUGGAUUCUACUUGGGGAAUGUUCAACCAUACUGUGCCCAUGACUGGACACUCUGUUUUACAGGUGAUUCCAAGUUAGCUUCUAGUAUGCGCUAUGUAGAAACACAAUCUAUGCAAAUUGGAGCAUCAUAUAUGAUUCAAUUCAACUUGGUGAUGGGCUGUGGCCAGCAAUACACACCCCACAUGGACAAUCAGGUGAAACUGGAGUACUCCACUAAUCAUGGCCUUACUUGGCAUCUGGUUCAAGAGGAAUGCCUUCCAAGUAUGCCCAGUUGCCAAGAAUUUACACCAGCAAGUAUCUACCACUCCAGUGAAUAUACAAAGUGGAGAAGAAUCACUGUACUUUUACCCCAAAAAACAUGGUCCAGUGCAACACGUUUCCGCUGGAGUCAAUGCUAUUACACCUCUCAAGAUGAAUGGGCCCUGGACAACAUCUAUAUAGGACAGCAGUGCCCAAAUAUGUGCAACGGGCAUGGCUGGUGCGAUCAUGGCUUUUGCAGAUGUGACUCUGGAUACCAAGGUACUGAAUGCCACCCUGAAAAUAAUCUGCCUUCAACAAUAAUGUCUGAUUUUGAGAAUCCCAACACUUUGGAAAAAGAAUGGCAGGAAGUCAUUGGUGGAGAGAUUGUAAAACCAGAACAAGGCUGCGGAGUGAUCUCUUCUGGAUCCUCUCUUUAUUUCAACAAGGCUGGGAAGAGACAGUUGGUGAGCUUGGACCUGGACACCACCUGGGUAGACUUUGUCCAGUUUUACAUUCAGAUCGGCGGAGAGAGUCCUGCCUGCAACAAACCAGACAGCCGAGAAGAAGGAGUCCUCUUGCAGUACAGCAACAAUGGAGGCAUCAACUGGCAUGCCCUGGCAGAAAUGUACUUCUCUGACUUCAGCAAGUCCAGGUUUGUCUAUCUGGAGCUCCCUCCUGCUGCAAAGACCCCCUGCACUCGAUUCCGUUGGUGGCAGCCGGUGUUUUCGGGAGAGGGCUAUGAUCAGUGGGCUAUUGAUGACAUCAUCAUUCUGUCCGAAAAGCUGAAACAGAUCAUCCCUGUGGCUAACCCCACCCUGCCUCAGAACUUUUAUGAGAAACCAGCCUUUGAUUACCCCAUAAACCAGCUCAGCAUGUGGCUAAUGUUAGCGAAUGAAGGGAUGCCCAAAAAUGAAACGUUUUGUUCGGCUACUCCAUCAGCAAUGAUAUUUGGCAAGUCAGAUGGCGAUCGGUUUGCAGUGACCCGGGAUUUAGUGCUGAAACCAGGUUACGUCCUUCAAUUCAAGCUGAACAUUGGAUGCACGGAUCAGUUCAGUAGCUCGGCUCCAGUUCUUCUCCAGUAUUCCCACGAUGCCGGCUUGUCUUGGUCGCUGGUGAAGGAGGGCUGCUUCCCAGCAUCCCCCGGCGUGAAAGGAUGCGAAGGGAGCACCAGGGAAUUGACGGCACCAACCAUGUAUUACGCGGGAGAUUUUGAAGAGUGGACAAGGAUCACUAUUGUUGUUCCGAGAUCGCUCGCUGCGAGAAAGACCAGGUUCCGCUGGAUACAAGAGAGCCGCUCGCAAAAGAGCCUUCCUCCCUUUGGCUUGGACGGGGUGUAUAUUUCAGAGCCGUGUCCCAACUACUGCAACGGCCAGGGAGACUGCAUUUCCGGCGUCUGUUUUUGUGACAUGGCCUAUACAGCUUCACAUGGGACCUGUGUGUCUAAUGUCCCUAAUCCCAGCGAGAUGUUUGACAGAUUUGAGAGGAAGCUGAGCCCCCUUUGGUACAAGAUAACUGGAGCCCAAGUUGGAAAUGGUUGCGGAAUAUUAAGCGAUGGCAAAUCUCUUUACUUUGGUGGUUCGGGCAAGAGGGAAGCACGAACCGUCCCUCUGGAUACCACAGGCAUCAGACUAGUUCAGUUCUAUGUACAAAUUGGAAGCAAAACAGCUGGUACAGACUGCAACAGACCCCGAGCCAGGAAUGAAGGGCUUGUGGUCCAGUAUUCAAAUGACAAUGGAAUCAGCUGGACUUUGCUACGAGAACUGGACUUCUUGUCGUUCUUGGAGCCACAGAUUGUGUCUAUUGAAUUGCCCUGGGAGGCCAAAACAUCAGCCACUGCCUUUCGGUGGUGGCAACCUCAGCAUGGAAAGCAUUCAGCCCAGUGGGCUUUGGAUGACGUCCUUGUAGGAAUGAACGACAGCUCUCCAAUGGGUUUUCAAGAUAAAUUUGAUGGCUCUGUAGAUUUGCAGGCAAAUUGGUACCGGGUUCAAGGGGGGCAGGUCAACGUCGAUUGUCUAUCUAUGGAUACCUCUCUCAUCUUCAGUGAAAAUAUAGGAAAGCCUCGUUACGCGGAGACCUGGGAUUUCCACGUGGCUGAUUCCACCUUCAUGCAGUUUGAGCUGAACAUGGGCUGCAGCAAACCCUUCAGCGAUGCCCACGGCAUUCAUUUCCAGUACUCCCUGAACAACGGAAAAGAUUGGCACUUGGUGACCGAAGAGUGUGUGCCGCCCAGAAUCGGCUGCCAACAUUACACGGAGAGUUCGGUUUACAGUUCAGAAAGAUUUCAGAAUUGGAAACGGGUCACGCUGUCUCUUCCUCCUGCAGCCAUGUCCUCCAGAACACGCUUCCGAUGGAUCCAACAUGAUUAUACCCCUGGUGGGGACACCUGGACUAUUGAUAAUGUCAUCCUGGCCACUGGAUGUCCCUGGAUGUGUUCCGGUCAUGGAAUCUGUGAUUCUGGGCAUUGUGUGUGUGACAGAGGUUUUGGAGGGCCUUAUUGUGUGCCUACUGUUCCUCUCCCAACUGUGCUAAAGGAUGACUUCAACAGCAACCUCCAUCCAGACCUCUGGCCUGAAGUCUACGGAGCUGAGAGAGGAAACCUGAAUGGUGACACCAUCAAGUCCGGAACCAGCCUCAUCUUCAAAGGGGAAGGGUUGAGGAUGCUCGUUUCAAGGGAUUUGGACUGUACCAAUACAAUGUACAUUCAGUUUUCAUUCAGAUUUUUAGCUAGAGGUACCCCAGAGAGAUCACAUUCUAUUCUGCUCCAGUAUUCCCUCAAUGGAGGAAUCACGUGGCACCUGAUAGAUGAGUUUUACUUCACCCAAACAACUGAUGUCCUUUUCAUUAACAUCCCACUGCCAUAUUCAGCGCGAAACAGUGCUACCCGUUUCAGGAUCUGGCAACCCUACAACAACGGUAAGAAGGAGGAGAUUUGGAUUAUAGACAACUUCAUUAUUGAUGGAAAUAACCUCAAAAAUCCUGUGAUCCUUUCGGAUACCUUUGACUUGGGCCCAAAGGAAGACAACUGGUUUUUCUAUCCUGGUGGUAACAUUGGACUUUACUGUCCAUAUUCAUCCAAAGGAGCACCAGAAGAAGAUUCUGCGAUGGUAUUUGUUUCAAAUGAAGUCGGAGAGCAUUCAAUUACAACGAGAGAUUUGAACGUAAACGAAAAUACCAUAAUCCAGUUUGAGAUUAAUAUUGGCUGCACCACAGAUAGCUCCUCUGCUGACCCAGUGAAACUUGAAUUCUCCCGAGACUUGGGUGCAACAUGGCACCUACUACUUCCUCUAUGCUACAGUAGCAGCAGCUAUCUCAGUUCUCUCUGCUCGGUUGAGCAUCACCCAAGUAGCACCUACUACGCUGGAACAACCCAGGGCUGGAGAAGAGAAGUCAUCCAUUUUGGAAAGCUACAUCUUUGUGGCUUGGUGAGAUUCAGAUGGUACCAAGGAUUCUAUCCUGCUGGGACUCAACCUGUGACCUGGGCCAUUGACAACGUAUACAUAGGGCCACAGUGUGAGGAGAUGUGCAGUGGACAUGGCAGUUGUAUCAAUGGGAGCAAGUGCAUCUGUGACCCAGGAUAUUCCGGACCCACCUGUAGAAUAACCACCAAGAACCCUGAUUUUCUCAAGGAUGAUUUUGAAGGUCAACUGGAAUCAGACAGGUUCUUACUGGUGAGUGGCGGAAAACCAUCCAGGAAAUGUGGAAUCCUGUCAGGAGGAAAUAACCUCUUCUUUAAUGAGGAAGGAUUGCGAAUGUUGAUGACUCAAGAUCUGGAUUUAUCCCAAGCUAGAUUUGUGCAGUUCUUCAUGAGGCUGGGAUGUGGCAAAGCAGUACCUGAUCCCAGGAGUCAGCCAGUGUUGUUACAAUAUUCCCUUAAUGGUGGACUCCGAUGGAAUCUACUUGAGGAAUUUCUCUUCAGCAAUUUGAGCAAUAUUGGACGGUACAUCGCCUUGGAAAUCCCUUUAAAAGCUCGUUCGCCCUCUACGCGUCUCCGCUGGUGGCAGCCAUCUGAGAACGGGCAUUUCUACAGCCCUUGGGUCAUUGACCAGAUCCUUAUUGGUGGAAAUAUUUCUGGCAACACAGUCCUGGAAGAUGAUUUCAACACCUUGGACAGCAAGAAAUGGCUUCUCCACCCAGGUGGAACCAAAAUGCCUGUCUGUGGCUCCUCUGGAGAUGCUCUGGUCUUCAUUGAGAAAGCCAGCACUCGUUACGUGGUCACAACUGACAUCGCCAUAAACGAAGACUCUUUUCUUCAGCUGGAUUUUGCUGCUUCCUGUUCGGUCACGGACUCUUGCUAUGCUAUCGAGCUGGAAUAUUCUGUGGACCUUGGUUUGACAUGGCAACCUGUGGUAAAAGACUGCCUUCCUACUAAUGUGGAAUGCAACAGGUAUCAUCUGCAGAGGAUCUUGGUCUCUGACACCUUCAACAAAUGGACAAGAAUUAUCUUGCCACUUCCUCCUUACACCAGGUCUGAUGCGACCCGUUUCCGUUGGCACCAAACAGCUCCUUUCGACAAGCAGCAAACCUGGGCUAUUGACAAUGUCUACAUAGGCGACGGCUGUAUAGAUAUGUGCAGCGGGCAUGGAAGAUGCACGGAAGGAAACUGCGUGUGCGAUGAAAACUGGAGCGGCUUAUACUGCGACGAGCCAGAUGUCUCCCUCCCCACCCAACUGAAAGACAAUUUCAACCGUGCCCCAUCCAGCCAGAACUGGCUAACCGUCAACGGGGGCAAACUAAGCACCGUCUGUGGUGCGGUGGCUUCUGGGAUGGUUCUUCAUUUUAGCGGGGGAUGCAGCCGUUUGCUUGUGACAGUGGAUCUCAACCUAACCAAGGCAGAAUUCAUUCAGUUUUAUUUCAUGUACGGAUGUCUGAUCAGCCCCAACAAUCGUAAUCAAGGAGUUCUCCUGGAAUACUCUGUGAAUGGUGGCAUUACGUGGACGCUCUUGAUGGAAAUCUUUUACGACCAGUUCAGCAAACCUGGCUUUGUGAACAUUCUGCUUCCUUCGGACGCCAAGCGAGUAGGAACUCGUUUUCGCUGGUGGCAGCCUAAACACGAGGGUCUCGACCAAAGCGAUUGGGCUAUCGACAACGUAUUGAUCUCUGGCUCAGCAGAUCAGAGGACGGUGAUGCUGGAUACUUUUAGCAGUGCGCCAUUGCCUCAGCACGAACGCUCUCCAGCUGAUGCGGGACCCACCGGCAGAAUCGCUUUUGAUAUGUUUUUAGAUGACAGAACGACAGUGAAUGAGCUCUGGAUGUUCCAUGAUGAUUGUUCCAUUGAAAAAUUCUGUGAUUCCCCUGAUGGGGUCCUGAUGUGUGGUAGCCAUGAUGGCCGAGAGGCCUACGCCAUCACCCAUGACCUAACUCCUAUGGAGCAUUGGAUCAUGCAGUUCAAGAUUUCUGUUGGAUGUAAAACCUCAGAAAAAAUUGCUCAGAACCAAGUCCAUGUACAAUAUUCCACCGAUUUUGGCGUGAGUUGGAGGUACCUCAUCCCUCAGUGUUUGCCUGCCGACCCCAAGUGCUCUGGGGCUGUUUCCCAGCCUUCUGUCUUCUUCCCAACCAAAGGAUGGAAAAGGAUAACAUACCCAUUGCCUGAAAACCUAACCUUCUUGAAGGAGCGUUUUGACAAUGAAGAAAUUCGCCCUGAUUUAUGGAUGUCCCUGGAAGGCGGGUUGGCCUGUCUGGAAUGUGGGGUUCUGGCCGAGGACACGGCUCUAUAUUUUGGAGGACCAACUGUGAGGCAGGCGGUGACCCAAGACCUGGACCUGCGGGGCGCAAAGUUUCUACAAUACUGGGGAAGAAUAGGGAGUGAAAACAACAUGACCACUUGUCAUAGACCAACAUGUCGAAAGGAAGGAGUUCUACUGGAUUACUCAACAGAUGGAGGAAUAUCGUGGACGUUACUGCAUGAGAUGGAUUAUCAGAAAUAUAUCUCCAUCAGGCACGAUUAUAUUCUGCUCCCAGAAAAAGCUCUCACCAACACAACCCGCCUACGCUGGUGGCAACCAUUUGUGAUUAACAACGGCAUUGUUCUUUCGGGGUUUGAUCGUGCUCAGUGGGCCCUGGACAACAUACUGAUUGGCGGAGCAGAAAUCAAUCCCAGUCAACUGGUUGACACGUUCGAUGAUGAAGGCAUCUCCCAUGAAGAAAAUUGGAGUUUCUACCCAAAUGCAGUCAGGACGGCAGGGUUCUGCGGUAACCCCUCCUUUCAUCUCUAUUGGCCAAAUAAGAAAAAGGAUCAGACGUAUAAUAUCUUGUCUUCCCGGGAGCUCAUUAUACAACCUGGAUACAUGAUCCAGUUUAAAAUUGUGGUUGGCUGUGAAGCAACAUCUUGUGGUGAUCUCCAUUCAGUAAUGCUGGAGUACUCUAAGGAUGCUAGAUUAGACUCCUGGCAGCUCGUCCAGACGCAGUGCCUUCCGUCUUCCUCCAACAGCGUUGGCUGCUCCCCAUUUCAGUUUCAUGAAGCGACCAUCUAUAACUCUGUCAACAGCUCCACUUGGAAGAGGAUAACCAUUCAGCUGCCAGAUCAUGUCUCCUCCAGUGCGACCCAGUUCCGGUGGAUCCAAAAAGGAGAAGAACCAGAAAAACAAAGUUGGGCGAUCGAUCAUGUGUACAUUGGAGAAGCCUGUCCCAAACUCUGCAGCGGCCACGGAUAUUGUACCACGGGGGCCAUUUGUAUUUGUGAUGAGGAAUACCAAGAUGACGAUUGCUCCGUUUUCAACCAUGAACUUCCCAGCUACAUUAAAGAUAAUUUCGAGUCGGCAAGAAUUACCGAAAUAAACUGGGAAAUUAUUCAGGGUGGAGUGAUAGGGAACGGAUGUGGACAGCUAGCCCCCUACGCUCAUGGUGACUCUCUCUAUUUCAAUGGCUGUCAGAUAAGGCAAGCGGUGACCAAGGCUCUGGAUUUAACCCGAGCAAGCAAAAUAAUGUUUGUUUUGCAAAUUGGAAGUCUUUCACAAACCGAUAGUUGCAACACAAAUCUCAGUGACCCCAACACUGUGGACAAAGCUGUGUUGCUCCAGUACAGCGUAAACAAUGGAAUUACAUGGCAAGUCAUUGCACAACACCAGCCAAAAGAUUUUAUACAAGCACAAAGAGUGUCUUACAAUGUGCCACUGGAGGCACGGAUGAAGGGGGUGUUACUUCGCUGGUGGCAAUCCCGCCACAGUGGCUCAGGCCACGAUCAAUGGGCCCUGGACCACGUAGAAGUUGUUCACACUCGCAAACAAAAUUACAUGAUGAAUUUUUCACGGCAACACGGGCUCAGGCAUUUCUACAACAGAAGACGGAGGUCCCUUCUUAGGCGGUCCCCGUGAAGAACAAGAUAUGAGUUUCCUCUCUCUCUCUCUCUCUCUCUCUCUUUUUGGUCCUUUUUUUUCCUUUCCUGACCUGUGACGUUUUUGCUUUCAAUUCCCCCUCUCAACCGAGCACCGCAAAUUUGAUUUACAAGGACUUUUUCUCCAUACGCACCCACAUACACCCCACCCUUUUCCUUCCUGGAGGUAUAUUUUUAAAGCCUCCCUCAAGGCAGAAAGUUACACCCUGUUUUUUCGCACUGUGAUCCUCAUGGAAAGCGACCUUAUUUUUCUCAUAGGUAAAUGUUUUUUGAAUGUCGUGUCUGUGAACAAAAAAAAAAAAAUUGUGAUUCUGUUGUAAAACCAGUUACAGUGGCAGUAUUGGAAGUAAAGCGACUGUUUUGAACAGGAGGAGGAAGAAGAAAAACAAACGUGUAAGCACAAAAAGACUUAAUAUUUAACGUCAGAAAAUGAUAUUAAGUACAAUUCAGUAUUUAAAUGCACUGUAU
This is a messenger RNA of Pseudonaja textilis, 10724 nucleotides long. Lineage: Eukaryota; Metazoa; Chordata; Lepidosauria; Squamata; Elapidae. The record is from RefSeq and is a predicted model, not a curated record.